GCGUCAUGUGGAUGUCGAGCUAAUACCCGAACCCACUGACGGGGCUUUUUCUCACGGACGCCAUCAUUAAAAAACAAAACAACCCCUCUCUGGACCUUCUUCUUCGCGGCGAAGACUCUUCUACGAGGUCGCGUGACAAGCGAUGGAGGACGGGGAGCGGUCGCCGCUGCUGUCCGAGCAGCACGACGGCACCAACGGCAGCUCGCACGGAUACACGGCGCAGAGUUUGGCGCCGUUCCCCAGCUCGGUGGCCCCCGGCGAGGCUCCGCCCCCUUACUCGCCGCAGGUCAGCCCGGACAGCAGCAGCAGCGCUCCGACCAUCAGCUGCCGGGUCUGCCAGUGCGCCAUAUCGGUGGAGGGCAAGACGCACCAGCACGUGGUGAAGUGCGGCAUCUGCAACGAGGCCACGCCGAUAAAGAACGCCCCCGUGGGGAAGAAGUACGUCCGCUGUCCGUGUAACUGCCUCCUGAUCUGCAAAGUCACGUCGCAGAGGAUCGCCUGCCCGAGGCCGGACUGUAAACGCGUCAUCAACCUGGGCCCGGUCCACGUGGACCGAGAGAGUCCGGAACCGCAGCAUCAGCCCGUUGGCAUCCGGAUCAUCUGUGGACACUGCUCCAACACAUUCCUGUGGACCGAGUUUUCCGACCGGACUUUGGCUCGAUGUCCUCACUGCCGGAAAGUCUCUUCUAUUGGUCGACGUUACCCCAGAAGGAGGAGCCUACUGUGCUUCCUGCUGUUUGUUGUCUUCGUCGCCUCCACUGCAGGACUUAUGGUCGGGACGUGGCAACCCGCCCAGAAGUCCAACGGGAUCUACGCCUCGUGGGCGCUGCUCGGCCUGCUCGCCCUGCUCAGCAUGGCCAGGACCGUCUACUGGAGGUGCCUGAAGAUCAGCGACCCCGUAUCCAACGUCACGUAGAGA
Messenger RNA from Pseudoliparis swirei, 919 nucleotides. Its product is annotated as type I phosphatidylinositol 4,5-bisphosphate 4-phosphatase-A-like. Gene Ontology annotation, molecular function: phosphatidylinositol-4,5-bisphosphate 4-phosphatase activity. Gene Ontology annotation, biological process: phosphatidylinositol dephosphorylation. Gene Ontology annotation, cellular component: lysosomal membrane; late endosome membrane; phagocytic vesicle membrane. The record is from RefSeq and is a predicted model, not a curated record. The coding region runs from base 143 to 916 and encodes 257 amino acids. The transcript has 7 exons. NCBI's taxonomy places the organism in Eukaryota, Metazoa, Chordata, Actinopteri, Perciformes, Liparidae.